Panicum virgatum (switchgrass) is the source of this 2064-nucleotide messenger RNA. RefSeq names its product protein LOW PSII ACCUMULATION 3, chloroplastic-like. The record is from RefSeq and is a predicted model, not a curated record. The transcript is spliced from 11 exons. NCBI's taxonomy places the organism in Eukaryota, Viridiplantae, Streptophyta, Magnoliopsida, Poales, Poaceae. Bases 619 to 1773 code for a protein of 384 amino acids.
ACAUGGUCCUGCUGGGGUGGAUCUCGCUCAAUUCUUCUGUGGAGAUUCGUUCAAGAUCACAAUCACAGAAUUCAAAACAGCAUCAUGGUAACUUCCUUUGGAACCUGAUGGCUGUCCAUGGUUGAGAGAGUUAGCCAAGUAAAAUUGGGCAUACCUUAGAGCAACGAGAAAUGCUUCGUCCUCAAAUCACUCGGAUUAUGCUAGUGUUCACUGUUCAGUGGUCUUGUAGUUGGAACAUGCAGGCGCUAAAUAAAUUCAAAGUGUUCUUGUGGAGGUUAACCCAAACAGUUUACUUUUGAGGUGCAUUGUCAAAAGGAGUGGUGUUAAGCUAGACACAAUUUGCCUGACCUGCUGGAUGAUGGAUGAAGAUGGGGCUUAUUCCUUCUUCAAAUGCAAAGCAAUAAGAGCUUGCUCGCGACUUCUGCAGUUAGAAGAGCUGAGGUGCCAGGUAAUGUAGUUCAUAUCAGCAAGGAAGCUGUGCCGAUUUAAUGGGACAGGAAGCAGAAAAGCCAGUUUACCGAUUGAUUAUCAUGUUGAUGUGGUUGCCAAGGCAAGAAAUAGAAUGAACUCCAGAGAAAGAAUGGUAGGGGAAAAGUCUGCUUAUGAACCUAGAGCAGUAUGUUCACACAAACAGACAAGAUGGUCCCCACCACAGCAACUGGAGACCACAUAAUAAGACCUCACAAACAGAUUGCUAUCCAUUUUCUCUUCAAUUUUUGCUCAACUUCUCUUUCUCUCACCUUCUCUCCCUCUCCCCACCCCAGUCCCCACGCACAUAUUCAUCCACCCAAGGCUUCAUUGGCCAUGGCAACCAGCUAUAGCUCCAUGGCUAACCCUCCAUUUACCUCCAAAACUCCCUUUCCCAAUAGACAAGCCUCUAAUUGGAUGCCUACUACAAUCAGCAAUAGCGAUGGCACUGGUUGUAUGUUCAGCAUGGCAAGAAGAAAUUCAAGAAUCGGGUUCCAAGUUCAUGCUGUCACUGGAGACCAGGGCUCUCGCAAUGUGUCUGAUGUAAAGUUCCCAAGUGGUUACCCAGAACUCCUGAUGCAGGCUAAAGAAGCUGCUGAAUCAGCUGUUAAGGAUGGAAAGCAGCUACUGGAAAUCGAGUUCCCUACAGCUGGAUUACAAAGUGUGCCAGGUGAUGGCGAAGGAGGAAAUGAGAUGACUGGAAGCAUGCUUCUAAUUAGAGAAUUUUGUGACCGCUUUGUACCUGCAGAGAAAGCUACUAGAACCAGAGUAUUCUUUCCUGAGGCAAAUGAGGUUACUUUUGCAAGACAAUCAGCCUUUGAAGGAUGUUCACUGAAGCUAGAUUAUCUAAUAAAACCAUCCUUAUUUGAAGAUUUUGGUUUUACAACAAAAGUGAAAAUGGCAGACCGUGUCAAACCAGAAGACGAGUCAUUCCUUGUGGCUUAUCCUUACUUCAAUGUCAAUGAAAUGCUUGUGGUUGAAGAGCUUUACAAGGAAGCAGUUGUUGGGACCAACCGGAAAUUGAUAAUAUUCAAUGGAGAACUAGACCGAAUAAGAAGUGGAUACUACCCGUCAUUCUUCUACCCGAAACUUGCAGAGCUUUCCAAAACAUUUCUCCCAAAACUGGACACAGUUUACUAUAUUCACAAUUUCAAGGGAGUCAAAGGGGGAACGCUUUUCAGGUGCUACCCUGGACCUUGGAAGGUCCUGAGAAAAGCAACGUCUGGCAGCUACAUCUGCUUGCAUCAACAAGAGGAAAUGCCUUCGUUGAAGGAAGUGGCCCUCGACAUCCUUCCUUCCGUAUAGCUAGGAUCUGUCACAUAGUUACGUGUCAACAAUAAUGUUUACAAAAAGAAGUCAUGUACCUAUCUGGACAAUGCUUCGUGGCUGCUUUUUCUUUGGUUCGACAUAGGAAGGUAGAAAAGAAACCCAGAACGCUCAAAUCUAUAUUUUUCAACGGCUUUGGUUUAGACUUCUGCACUAAGAGAGUGGAAGGUGCUUACUUCUAAGUUGAACAUUGCCGCUAUCGAAUCAUGCCCAUUGAGCAUUGUGUUUUAUGUAGGGAGAUCGAGAACUACUGAACACAUCAUAUUUUCA